Molecule: messenger RNA, 2497 nt
Organism: Mycetomoellerius zeteki
Lineage: Eukaryota; Metazoa; Arthropoda; Insecta; Hymenoptera; Formicidae
Product: actin-binding protein IPP
Exons: 7
Coding region: 177-2081 (634 amino acids)
Molecular function (GO): protein binding
Source: RefSeq, a predicted model, not a curated record
GCUUUGCCUAUCUUCACGUACUUAAAUAGGUUAUCUGACGUAUGUCAAGCUUCUUGUCAUCGAAAUUUAUUAUUUAAUCUGAGUGAGCAGGAGUCGCGUCUCGCGACGUUUUCAGGAACAACCUGUCCACGCGCACGGAAUCAAUCGACGAAUCUGCCGAACAUGCGGUGGUAGUUAUGCGCUUAAAGGGGAAAAAUAACAUUAAAUCGUUUUACAGGGUGCUUUCUCGUUUAUGUCGAUUUGUGGAUAAAGGACAUCUGGAUGGUUUCAUGGCGGAUGGCAUGGCACCAGCCUUGAAAAAUGGCCACAAUUCUGACAUGGAUUUUGCUAAUCAAUCGGUGAAGCAGUCGUCCGACGUGUCCAGCGUCGUUUAUGCAGUUGGUCACUAUCCUCCAAAGCUUUUACACAAUCUCAAUGUACAGAGGCGGGAGAAUAAGUUCAGCGACGUGGGACUGGUGGCGGGUGAUAGAAUCAUCAGAGCACACAGAUCAGUGUUGGCCGCUGGUAGCGCCUACUUCAAUGCCAUGUUCACUGUCGGCCUGGUUGAGGAGCAACAGGAGCUCGUAGAGAUCCACUCAAUCUCUCCUCACAUUCUCUCUCAGUUGGUGGACUUCAUCUAUAGUGGCAAUGUAGACAUUACGCAGGAUAAUGUACAGGAGUUAUUUGCUGCUGCUGACAUGUUAGAAUUAGAUGAUGUAGUAGCUGGCUGUAUCAAUUAUCUUAAACAGCAGCUACACUAUUCUAAUGCCCUUGGAAUUUACAGAUUUGCAGAAGUACAUAACAGACUGGAUCUUUUGGAAACUGCCCUACGCUUUAUAGAAGCCAAUUUUCCUCAAAUCUGUCAGGAGGAGGAAUUUCUGGACUUGCCCAAAGAACAUCUUGUUCAGUUUCUUAGUAGCGAUUACAUUCACAUUGAUACUGAAUGUCAGGUCUUCCAGGCCGCGUACAAUUGGAUCGUUCACGACAUCCCCGCGCGGAGAUGCUACGUAUUCGAGAUCCUCAGCCACGUACGCUUGCGACUGUGUUCAUUAGCAAGGCUAGAUCGUAUUAUUCUAGACUGCAAGGACGCGAGUCUCAUCGUCGCGCUGCGAUCUAUACAAACGGAUCUAGUCUCGAACAAAGGUUGCCUAGUGCCUCUUCAUGCCCAGCCUCGGAUCUGUGCCAGGAAGAACAUUCUGGUAAUCGGCGGAUCCAAGCGGGAGCAUUCUGCGGAUAGCUGGGGCCGAACCGCUGAGAGUACUUACGAAAGCAUCGAGAAAUAUGACAUAUUCACUGGAGAAUGGAGCGAAGUAGCUCCAAUCAGCAUAGGACGUAUUCUACCUGGAGUAGCUCUAUUAGACGGCAAAGUAUAUGUUAUCGGUGGUGAGUUGGAAUCUUGCAUUAUCGCCAACUGCGAAUGCUACGAUCCUCGUGACAACGUGUGGACUCCCAUCGCUUGUAUGGAAGAACCUAGAUGCGAUUUCGGUCUUUGUGCCUUGGAUAACAGUUUGUAUGCGUUCGGCGGAUGGGUAGGCGAAGAUAUCGGCGGCUCCAUCGAGACAUAUGACCCCAUCAGCAACACGUGGACUCUCGAAGGCUAUCUUCCGGAGCCACGGUUUAGUAUGGGUGUCGUAGCAUACGAAGGAUUAAUUUACAUUGUGGGUGGCUGUACCCAUAAUAGUCGACACCGUCAGGAUGUGUUAAGCUACAAUCCCGUGACCAGAGAAUGGAAUUACUUGGCCCCGAUGAUCACACCACGCUCACAAAUGGGAAUCACUAUCCUCGAUGGGUACAUGUAUGUCGUUGGCGGUACCAGUAAGAAUCAAGAGGUCUUAACAUCAGUUGAAAGAUAUUCUUUCGAGAAGAACAAAUGGAGCGCCGUUGCUUCCAUGAGCAUGGGCAGAUUUUAUCCGGCAGUUGCAGCGGCCGACAGUCGGCUUUAUGUUAUAGGCGGCGACCAGUCGCAAGAGAUAAACUUCUACCGCACGCAAAUCACAAUCUCUACCGUCGAGUGUUACGAUCCACACACGAAUAAGUGGCACGAGUGCGCCUCUUUGCCGUCAAGCAGAGGCGAAGCAACGGCGAUCGUUACACCUUUCUGAUUGCUAUUUCGCAAAGAUCUGUUUGCCGUUUGACGUAUUGGUCAUGCCUUUUUACUUUUCCAACUUAUUUUCUUUUUUUUGAUGUCUGUAUCUGCUAUGUGUUGUUCAUCUUUACCCAGAGCAUUGGUAUCUGUUAGCUAGAUAGUCAGUCGCACUGCUAAAGGAAUUGUAGCUUUAUUAAUUUCUAAAUAUUCCAACGGCAUUUUCAAGAUAUUUAUGUAGAAAAACGUGAUAUACUUUGAAAAAUUGUAUAUUCUUAUUGGAGAAAAUUACUGUUAUUUCUUAUAGAUACAUGACGUAAUCACUAACCGAUAGGAACAGGUUGAAGAACCUAAAAAAAAGGGAUCAGAGGAAAGAAUGUAACGAAUGAAUCUUGAUGUAUCCAGGAUGAAACAACCAAAAUUUAAGAAACUCGA